CUUUCACUCUUUUUCUUCUGCAUAACUCUUAACUAAAUAGCAACAAAUCCUUCUACACAGCAAAUUAAAAUCAUGUCUCAUAUGAUUAAUGAUUCAGCAACCAUAAAACUUUUCGGUACAACCAUUUUUCUGACACACAACAUCUAUGUCUCUACCAAUGAUUCUUCCUCUUCUCCUCCUCAUGAAGAUUUCUCUGAUCAUAGUCUUCAUUCAUCUGUAUCUUCAUCUUCUUCACUUGAUGAGGUCUCACAACAAAGCAUACAGGAUUUAAACACUCCCUCAGCUGAAACAGAAGCUUCACAACAGAAUUUCACUAAACUUGAUGAACAAAGUGAUGUGUCACAAGACAAAUCUCCAAAGAAACCAGACAUUAUUGUUCCAUGUCCAAGAUGCAAAAGCAUGGACACAAAGUUUUGCUACUACAACAACUACAACGUCAAACAGCCCCGGCACUUCUGCAAAAACUGCCAGAGAUACUGGACUUCCGGAGGAACCGCCAGAAAGAUGCUUGUAGGAGCAGGUCGCCGUAAGAACAAAGUCACUUCUAAUUUUUCUUUUAAAGUCUCGCAUUAUCCUCAAAUGAGUACUGUCUUGACCUUUGGAUCAAAUUCUUCUGAUAUCUCCUCAACUUUACCGAACAAAAAACUGAAAGUUGGAUCACAGUUUCCAUGGAACCCUGCAAUGUGUUAUCCUGUGUCACUUCCCAAUAUAGCAUACUUAGGUGGCGUUUUGCAACCAUUAUGGAAUGUACAGUCUGUGCCAACACAAUCUUGUGGCCCAAGUAAACCUACAUUAGGGAAACAUUCAAGAGACGGAGACAUGAUCAAUCAUUCCAACUCAGAGAAAGAAAAGCUUGGAUUAGAAAGCAACAACAAAGAAGUGUUGAUUCCUACUUUACUGAGAUUUGAUGACCCUAAUGAUGUUGCUAAGAGUUCUAUAUGGUCAACAUUAGGAAUCAAGAACGGGGGAGAAAUUUUCAAGGGAUUUGGAUCUAACUGUGACAAGAAGAAUCAUGCGGUUGAUGCAUCUUCAUCAGUAUUGAAAGCUAACCCUGCAGCUUUAUCAAGGUCUAUUGUGUUCCACGAGAGAAUUUGAUUGUGUAUACAUAAAACCAAUACCUAUUGAAGAUGUGUCCAGUGUCCCACUCCAAGGUGUAUCAGAGUUUGACAAAUAGAUUUAUAAGAUUCCAAAAUAUUUCUUCAUGUAAUUCAGAAUUAGAUGACUUUGUUGAGUAAAUAUAUUUGUACAUAGUAUGUAUG
Lathyrus oleraceus (garden pea) is the source of this 1259-nucleotide messenger RNA. Its product is annotated as cyclic dof factor 3-like. Gene Ontology annotation, biological process: regulation of DNA-templated transcription. The transcript has a single exon. The coding region runs from base 73 to 1095 and encodes 340 amino acids. NCBI's taxonomy places the organism in Eukaryota, Viridiplantae, Streptophyta, Magnoliopsida, Fabales, Fabaceae. The record is from RefSeq and is a predicted model, not a curated record. Gene Ontology annotation, molecular function: DNA-binding transcription factor activity; DNA binding.